Molecule: messenger RNA, 4310 nt
Organism: Ctenopharyngodon idella (grass carp)
Lineage: Eukaryota; Metazoa; Chordata; Actinopteri; Cypriniformes; Xenocyprididae
Gene: nod1
Product: nucleotide-binding oligomerization domain containing 1
Biological process (GO): regulation of apoptotic process; negative regulation of canonical NF-kappaB signal transduction
Cellular component (GO): cytosol
Molecular function (GO): protein binding
Source: RefSeq, a predicted model, not a curated record
GGGUGUGGAACGACAUGAGGUGAGUGAUUAAUGAUAUAAUUUACAUUUUUGGGUGAACUAACCCUUUAAUGGUAGAUAACACUGGUUGAAACGGUAUAUUUUUGUAAGAAUAGGCUGCAUCACAUUUAGCAGUUUAGUAAAACUUCCCAGCCAGUAAUUUUAAAACAUUCAUUCAGUUAUCCGGUCUUUAACAAUGUUCUCAAAAUGUUAGCAUUAUUUACGUCUUUUGUUUUACCUUAAAUGUUCAGUUGAAUGUUUACCUAACGUUUUUUUUUUUUUAUGUUACUUGUUUCAGAGUGUUAACAUUUAAAAGUAGGCUAACGUUCCCAUAAUGUUUACAAAAUGAUAAAAUUUAAAAAACAACGUUUUGAACGUUAUAUACAGAAAUAACGGUGUUAUAACUUAAUGGGAAUGUUAGCGAAACGUUCCUAGAACAUAUUCUUUUUGGCUUGGUUUAAUACAGGCUACUAGCAACAUUAAACCAACAGCAAAAUUAUAAAUUAUGACUGACUUAAGAUACACAACUCCUACUCAAACAAUGUUUACACAGCAGAAAUGAGCAAAUCCAGGGUGGUUUUCACCAGUCCGGGUCAUAUUUCAUGUUAAUUUCGCCAUGGCUUUAGUUUCACUUCCUAGUUCAUAUGGAAGGUGGAACUAAGUAAACAACAUUCAGUUCAGUCCAUUUAACCUCGCUAAGUUUCUGUAGUUAGUACAGAUAACCUUUUUCAUUUUCCGUUUUCUUUUGAGUGAGGACGUUGAGGUGGCUAAACUUUCUUGAAAACAACACAGCGUCAUUUUAAAUCUCAUCUGUCUUCUUGAAUCUGAGAGGAUUUCGUUUGACUCGUGCUGAUUUUGUUCAGACACCGAUAAUGGCGCGACUUCUGCGGGAGCAGUGUGGUUACCCCCUGCCCGCAUGUCUGUGAGGAGACUGAUUUAGAUUAUUAUGAGGGUUGACUAACCAGCUACAGUGUCCUAAUGUAAAAUGGGGUCUUACAAGAAGGAGGGGUCUUACUUGAAGCUGCUCACCUCACACCGCGAGCUGCUGGUGGAGCAGGUGAAGAACACACAGUGUAUUCUGGACAAUCUCCAGAUGAAUGGCUUCAUCUGCACUGAAGACAUCGAGAUUAUACAGCGCAGCACCACCAAAACUGACCAGGUACGCAAAAUUUUGGAGCUGGUUCAGAGUAAAGGAGAGGACUGCUCAGCAUAUUUCACACACAUUCUUCAUGAAGCAUACGAUGCUUACAUUGAUCUGCGGCCUUGGUUUGAUGAAAUUCAGUACACACCAUUAGACACUAUUAGUGCCAUACCAGUGAUUAACACAGACCCGAUUAGCAAGUACUGUGAGAAGCUCAGAUGUGAGCUGGGAAGGGACACUCAGUUCAUCACGUCCUACUCUAAAAGUGAGGAGACGCCGCUGGAGGAUCUUUACAUGGACACACAGAUGGAGAUCCUGAACGACAGAGGUGAGAGCUUGGGAUACUUACAAAGUCUGGAUGAACUACUAGGAGACCAGGGAGUCUUCAACCAGCAGGCUGAGACGAUCUUCAUCACCGGUGACGCUGGCGUAGGCAAAUCAAUCGUCCUUCAGAAACUGCAGAACUUGUGGUCCCGAAGGGAGCUGAAGACUCGUGCGAAGUUCUUCUUCAAGUUCAGAUGCAGGAUGUUCAGUGCCUUCAAGGAGACGGAUGAGAUCUCACUGAAGGAUCUGAUCUUCAAACACAAUUGCUAUCCAGACGGAGACCUUGAUAAUGAGGUUUUCACCUACAUCUUGCGAUUCCCAGAGACGGUGCUUUUCACCUUUGAUGGAUAUGACGAAAUCCAAAUGGAUUCUGACUUGGAUAAUGUGCCUGAAGUGGUUUCUCCAGAAGAAAAGACUCGGCCGCUUCUGCUUCUCAUGAAUUUGCUUUGCGGAAAAUUGCUCAAAGGUUCUCGGAAGAUUCUAUCUGCACGGAGUGGCACCGAGAUCCAAAGCAGAGUGAUCCGGAAGAAGGUGUGUUUGAAGGGAUUUUCACCUGAACACCUGAAGAGAUAUACAGCUCUCCAUUUCCCAGAGAAGGAACACAGGACAUUGGUGACGGAUCAGUUAGACGCCAACCCUCACCUCUGCGGUCUUUGCUCCAUCCCAUUGUUCAGCUGGAUCAUCCUCAAGAGCUUCAAGCAUCUUCAUUCGGUAUACGAUAACUUCGAAUUGCCAGACUCUUGCAUUACGCUCACAAAUGUCUUCUUGCUCCUUUCUGAGGUCUUUCUUGGCCACUCAACUGCACGGCCUGGUCUUUUAAAACGGAGCACGAGAUGUCCCACAGAAACCUUUAAAGCUGGUGAGCAGAAGCUUUCGGCCUUUGCUCGACUAGCCUUACAGGGUAUAGAAAGGGGUGGACUUGUCUUCAGUAUGGAGGAAGUGAAAUCCUGUGAAUUGGAUGACGAAGAUCUUCAGUUUGGCUUUCUGAGGCCUCUUCUCAUUACGAUGCAUGUGAAGGGCUCUGCUACCUUUGAGUUCCUCCACGAGACCCUCCAAGCCUUCUUAGCAGCUUUUUCUCUGGUGCUGGACUCAAAAAUCUCUCCUGAAUCCAUUCUAAAGUUCUUCUCCAAAUGUGAAUACAAGAAGUCAUCUCAUCUCUCCUGCUUACCUUGUCUGGUAAAGUCAAGACCCAGAGAUAAAGACCCUUUCCAGACCAAUUUCCAAUUCACCAACUUAUUUUUAUGUGGUCUCUUGUCCAAACCCAAUGCAGCACUCCUAGAGCAUCUCGUUCCACCAGUAUCAUUGAAACAAAAGCGCAAGACGCUCAAGUCCUACCUGUCCAACAGUGUGCGGACUCAUCUUAAGGGCCUCCCUCGUUAUCCAUCCACAGACAUUGACGGAGACAAGGUGCACGCGAUGCCAAAUUUCUUGUGGAUGUUGCGAUGCAUAUUUGAGACGAACAGCGAGGAUGUGGCCAAGAUGACGGCCAACAGCAUAUCGGCAGAUUACAUUAAGAUUGCCUUCUGUAACAUUUACUCGGCCGACUGCAGCGCGUUGAACUUUGUCCUCCACCACCGUAGGAAGCACCUGGGAGUCGACAUGGACAACAAUAACAUCAAUGAUUAUGGCGUGAAGCAGCUGAGACCCUCUUUCAGCAAAAUGACAGUUGUAAGAUUUUGUGUGAAUCAGCUCACAGACAGCAGUAUUGAGGUUCUGGCAGAGGAACUCAUCAGACACAAAAUCAUUAAGGUCUUGGGCCUUUACAAAAACCACAUCACAGAUGUUGGAGCCAAACUAGUAGCAAAGAUCAUUGAAGAAUGUCCACACUUAACAACUGUCAAGCUCGGCUGCAACAACAUCACAGGUGUGGGUGGGAAAUACCUUGCCAGUGCAAUUUGCAAGAGCAAAUCUAUCUUUGACAUAGGAAUGUGGGGUAACUCCAUCGGUGACGAGGGGGCAGAUGCGUUUGCAGAGGCUCUGAAGAAUCACCCCAGCCUGACCAACCUCAGUCUCUCCGCCAAUGGCAUUACUUCUCAUGGUGGAAGAAGUCUGGCAAAAGCGCUGAAGCAAAACACGAGCCUUCACAUCUUCUGGCUGAUACAGAACAAAAUCUCUGACGAUGCAGCAUCAGACAUGGCCGAUGCCUUCAAGUCCAACUCUGCUCUGACGCAUCUGAUGCUAAUACAAAACGAGUUUACCAUUAAUGGAGCCAAACAGCUGUCUGAAGGCUUGACAAACAACACUACACUGAAGGAAGUCAAUAUUAAAGGAAACUGUGUCUCUGAAGAAGAAGAACAACUCUUUGAGGGCGACAAGAGGCUUCGCUUCCACUAAGAAGGAAAAGUAAAACGUGAUUUGAGAAAAGACUGAGAAAAUAAGGAAGUUGGCGUAAUGCCACAGACACUGGUUUACGCCAAUAAUAAAAGCACCAUCGGCUGCAAGGACAUGCAGGUUUAUUACAGUUGCUCUGUCCUGAGUGUCAUACUAAAGCCAGAACUAAAGAACUGUGAUAUAUAGAUGAAAAUAAUGUCACUUUAUAUAUACAUUUAUGUAUUUGCUCUGAAAUUAGUGACACUUGUACACUUAUAAUGCUGCUUUUUUUUCAGUUUGAGAAAUCUUUAGUCAGUGUAGUCAAUUAAAUGAUUAAUAACCUGAGAAAUAUGUAAAAAUAUCACAGCUCUAAUUCACCCAUGCACACAGAAAGACAUCCAGACAAGUAUUUAAAGAUCUGUGCUUCAAAGAGUUUGCUUUUUUUUUUUUUUAAUUUCAUUAUCUCUGUACAUAGUUUUUUUUUUACAUAUGGAAUGUUACAAUAUCUCUAAAUCAUUAAAAAAAACCUUUAUGAUCA